AUGGACCAAGAGGAGGCUCCACCACCCCCGUACUCGGCCGUCGACCCAUUACUCGCACCGAACAGCCGGAACAACACUUCCUCUCAGACAAUUGCUCCUGGUCCGACGGUUGUGCCGGCGCAUUUCAGAUCCGCCGCUGCGUACUUUGAGGAACGGCUUCCCUCGGUCAUAGACGAAAGCCGGGGUCUUCUACCACAUCAUAUGACCAUCUACCCUCGGAGCCAAGCCAAGGAUUUCCCACGACGGCCGCGCUGCUGGGCCUCGCGGUUCAAUGAGAUUACCCAACAGGACUGGGACACCUUCUUGAAGUACUUGUUUCCUCCGCAAUUAGGGCUGGCUGCGUCCUCUCAGCAUCUUCCACGGCAAUUACGAGCGGAAAUUAGACGUGACCGCAAGGAUCGCCCACAGGAGACUGAUGAGCAACGGAAGGCUCGAGUCGCUGCCGUUGUUGCCGAAUGGAACGAAUGCUUUUUCGGUCUCCGCGCUACUCAUGUUGUCUUUGUCUAUGUGGGCGAACCUGAUUCUGCGCCGUCGUCCGCUUUAUGUCCUCGAUGCUAUCCAGCGGCAACGGGUUCAGUAGAAGGUCAGCCUAUUCGAAAUUCAAAUGCCCCGUCGCCUGUGCCUGGGCAACACGUUCCUUCGCCGAACCCUUGGUCCAUGCCCCCUCCUGGGUUCCCCAACCCCCACGUACAUGUGCCCCCAUCUCCAUAUGGAGUAUAUGGCGUUCCUCCAUACCCUCCUCCCAUAUCCCCUAACCAGCCACCUCAAUAUUACCCCCAUCCACCUCAAGGCGCAUGGCAAUGGAACAAUUGGAACUAUCCGCAGCAGCAACCGCAGUAUCCCAACAACAGCACCAAGAGUGGGACCCGUGGGUGGAUCUCACAGAUCGCAUCACAAGCGCAGAAAUAUGGAGAGCGGUUCAGCGAACAGGCACUACAAUAUGGAGACCAAAUCAGUGCACAGGCACAGCAUUAUGGACGGCAGGUUGAGGAGCAGGCUCUUGCACAUGGCCGCUGGAUUGAAGAACAGGCAAGGCUUCAUAGCCGGAAAGCACCAAUUACAGGACCUCCAUAUGGUGGUGGCUACUACCCCGGCCGGCCUGGGAUAAUUCGCCUCGUCCCAUCGCCAAUAGCCCAACUAGCCCAACGACACCCAUUCAAAGCCCCAGCCCUACAAGUCCUAACCCGACGAGUCGGCCUGAGACAAUCAGCCAGACGAGUAUCAGUGAGCUCCGUCUCAUCCGAGUCCUCCUUCAGCUCAAUUGACUCUCUAUCGACAACAUCGGACCUAGACGUAUCAGACCUUGCCACAGUGCGCACUCAGUUGGAACUCCUGGACGAUCGUCACGAUCGAGUAUUAUAUGACGCCGCCGUCGAUCUCCGCCGGCAACUCUCAGUCCUGCAAGAAUCCCGCCGAGAAGCCAAAUUCUCCGGUAAAAAUAACUGGCGAGCUGGUUUCAGCCAAAGCCAACAAAACAACCAGCAAUCCAGCGACACCGACUGGGGUCGCUGGGACUCACCCGAACAGCAGCAGCGCAACUCGGUCGAUAGACGCGCCAUGAAAGAAGAAAUGCGUGCCACCAAGAAAGCGUUCCGGGACACGCUGCGCCGAGCACGAGACGAGCAGCGCGAACGCAGACGCAUUCGACGCCGCCAGGUUCGACAAGCUCGCGCUAAUGAGGGCGAUAAGGCGAAACAUAUGCAUGACCAGCCGCUAGAUCAGCAGCUUGGGAUGCUGCGGCUGGAAGAUUCUCAGCAACCCAAGCCGCCUAUGCCUCCACGUCCGGUCAGCACACAAACCCAGUCUAGUCCGGUUUCUACACCGAAUAGCGCGAGUGUUGGCUUUGGAUUUGCUUCCAAUCCCCCUUCCCUGCUAUCUCACGGCCAAGCACGCAGGACUUACCACCUACUGGGGACUCUGCCUCUGGGAAGAAAGUGA
Molecule: messenger RNA, 1938 nt
Organism: Penicillium mononematosum
Lineage: Eukaryota; Fungi; Ascomycota; Eurotiomycetes; Eurotiales; Aspergillaceae
Exons: 3
Coding region: 1-1938 (645 amino acids)
Source: RefSeq, a predicted model, not a curated record